AUGAUUAAUAAUAAUGGUUCAGGUGGUGCACUUACACCAACAUCAACUCAAACAUCACAUACUACUAGUAAUGAUGAUGGUCCAGUACUAUGUACAAGACUGAAAGAUAUCACCAACGACAACAACAACAACACAAAGUCAUGGAGAGAUCGUGACUCUAUAUACUUUAACUUUAUACAACAACGUCAACAUGAUUGUGAUAUGUUGAUGCAAUUCAUAGAUGACAUUGUACAUAUUUACAGACAACUACAACAUCAACAUCAUCAACAACAACAACAAUAUUAUAAUCAUUUACUUGACAUUGGUUGUGGACUUGGUCGUUUAUUCAAUCAAUGGCAGUCUUCACAAUGGCAACAUAUCGAUGCCUAUGAACCAGAUGAUGAUUAUUACAAUGUGGCUCAACAGCAUCAAUCAAGAACACUCGACAACAACUACAACAAGAUCAAUGUAUUCAAACUUGGCUUCUUGGAACUGAACCAACAUAACAAAUAUGAUAUGAUUGCAUCGAUUCAUGGACCAUUCCAAUACUUGACAGAAAUUGAACAUCAACAACAGGCAGUGGAUAAUAUGUAUAGAGCUCUGCGGCCUGGUGGCGUUAUAAUACUUGAUGUAUCCAACUUCUUGGGCUCAAUGUCACACUUUCAAUCACAUACAGAGCAUUGCCAAGUUGUCAAUGGUACAAGAGUCAAACGAAUGUCCAGUGUACGACUGGAUCACGAUCGUUCAAUAUGGAAUCAACAUGAUAUAUUUGUAAACAUGGAUGGUGACAUUGAGGAGGAGGCGGAGCAACACAUUGAAGAGAGUCAUCAAUUCUACAUGUUCACAUCUGAUGAGUUAAGACAACUACUUGAAUCACAAGGAUUUGUAAAUAUUAUGUUUGCUCAUAGAUACAGCGCCAACAGUAUAAGUAGUGAUGGUACUGGUGAAGGACCUCGUCUAAUCGUCACAGGACAGAAGUCUUGGGAUGCCUGUAAUUCA
Acytostelium subglobosum LB1 is the source of this 978-nucleotide messenger RNA. RefSeq lists its product as hypothetical. The transcript has a single exon. The annotation marks the transcript as partial. NCBI's taxonomy places the organism in Eukaryota, Evosea, Eumycetozoa, Acytosteliales, Acytosteliaceae. The record is from RefSeq and is a predicted model, not a curated record.